Myxocyprinus asiaticus (Chinese sucker) is the source of this 4200-nucleotide messenger RNA. Its product is annotated as ankyrin repeat and LEM domain-containing protein 2-like. Gene Ontology annotation, biological process: negative regulation of phosphorylation. Gene Ontology annotation, cellular component: endoplasmic reticulum. Gene Ontology annotation, molecular function: protein phosphatase 2A binding. NCBI's taxonomy places the organism in Eukaryota, Metazoa, Chordata, Actinopteri, Cypriniformes, Catostomidae. The record is from RefSeq and is a predicted model, not a curated record. The transcript is spliced from 12 exons. Bases 317 to 2641 code for a protein of 774 amino acids.
CAUAACUGGGAUGGCAUGAGGGUGAGUAAAUGAUGAGAGAAUUUUAAUUUUUGGGUGAACUAUUCCUUUAACACUUCCGGUUAAAUAAACCAUCCUUAUAUAGUUAGUUUGAAGUGGUUUCAUUGUGUUCACUUGUUUACCCAACAACUAUUACAAAAAUACGAUGAUAUUGGAAUUUUUGUUUGGUGGUCAGACUUCACAAAAUUGAUUCUAAUUUAAGACACUAGAUUUUUUAAACUAACAUACUAUGCAUGAUAUAGAGAUAUAGCCCAUGUGACAACUAGCCCCAGUCUAUCUCCUCACAGGUUUUGAUAUAAUGGAGUCGGUUUUGACGAGGCUGCACUCACUGACUCCAGAUCAGUUGAGGGAUGAGAUCACAGGUGCUGGACUCAAAUGUGGCCCAAUAACAGCCACCACCAGGAGCAUCUUUGAGAAGAAACUGGCUCGAGUUCUGCUGGAGAAUCACACAGAUGGUAGUGAUGCACCACAGAUGCAUUCUGGGAGCUCAGAGAGUUCAUGCCAAGAGCUUCAUCAGCCAAUCAAUGAACAGAACAGAGAAGAAAUUAAUCAUGACAUCGAAACCACAGAGAGUCCAGAUACUUCCUCCGCAAAUCCCUCAGUUUAUUACGGAGUUUGUCCUCAGCCAGACGACCCCUCCCUUAAAGAUGGUACAGUGCACGUGUUUGUUAAUAAGACUAAAGCACUGAAGGCCUUGAUGAAGAUGAAAGGCGCUCGUUUCAAAGCUUUCGUAAGCAAAGUAGACGCUGAGAACUUUGCUAAAGGUUUAUGUGAAGGCGGAUCUUCACCAGAGAAACCAAAUGCUGCAUCAGUCAACGAGUGUUUGGUGAGUUUAGAUGCUGUGAAUGUGGAGAAGGCCAACGAAUUCAGAAGUCCUCGCACACAAGACCUCACGGCAAAACUCCGCAAAGCUGUCGAGAAAGGAGACGAGGAGACAUUUAAAGAGCUCGUCUGGGGAAAUCCAAGAUAUCUCAUUGGAUCUGGUGACAAUCCAACUAUUGUGCAGGAGGGAUGCAGAUAUAAUGUCUUGCAUGUCGCAGCAAAAGAGAACCAGCCAGGAAUCACUCGUCUGAUCUUAGAGACGCUGGAGAACCCAGAGUUCAUGCGUCUGAUGUACCCUAAAGAUCAGGAGGUCAUGCUGUGGCAACGAAUCAGAUAUGUACUUGAUCUGUAUCUUAACACACCUGACAAAGCAAGUAAUGAGACGCCGCUGCACUUUGCCUGUAUGUUUGGUUGUCCAGACGUGGUGAAUGUUCUGUGUUCACAUCCAUACGUCGAUAAGAACUGCAAGAAUAAAUACGGCCAGAAACCUGCAAGCGUGAUCUGUGAGCGGAAAAACAAAAAUAAAGAAGUGAAGCAGAAGAUCAUGGAAUAUUUGGAGGACAGAUUUUAUGUGCCGUUAUUGAGGGCCGCUGACAACACGCUUCAUCCAGUGAUCGGCGCCCCCUGGUGUCCUGGAUCAUUAGAGUCAUGUGACCAGUUACACACACCUGUGAUUGUGGACAGUCCCAAAAACCCAGUGAUGACGAUCAAGGCGUUUGCUGGCCCUUUAAAUUCAUCAAAAGCUGAGGAGUUUCACAGAUUGUGGAAAACACCGCCACGAGACCGGGCCAAAUAUUUCCAUGAUAUUUUGAAAUCGGAUUCGGAUCAGGGCGCAGAGAGAGUGGGCAGAGAGUUGGCUCAUGAGAUGGGCAUCCCGUGGGCAGAAUACUGGGACUUUCUAAACUGCUUCAUCGACUUGUUCACUGCGGAUGGCUUGAACAUGUUGGAAGAGUAUUUGAAUAGAGAAAACAGCCUAAAAAAUGCUAGAAGUUCCACUCCAUCUAAUGGUGGACCUGAUCGAACAUCCAGUUCCAUCAGUAGAUCAAUUCACAAUGAGCAUCUAAACGGUUCCUUUGAGACGACACAUGAGAACUCGACUGAAGGAGAUGAUCCUGGUGACAUCGGACGGUUCCCAGUCUGUGAUCUGAUGCAGGAGUUUGAGAAGGUUUCAUUCUCCAGUGAACACACGGAUAACACAUGUGACUCUGGUUUGGGCAGCCAGACUCUGUCCAGCUCUGAUGAUGAAUGGAGAAGAUGUCUGACUGAAGAUGAUGAAUGCAGCUGUAGUUCAGAGGAGUAUUUCACAGCAGAUGAAGACUGUGGUGACCUGCAGGAUUGUAAUAGCAGUAAUAAAGGUGUCCUCGCUCACUCCACUCCCUGGAGCAGAGGACACGUCUCACUGGACCACUCGGGUUCCUCCAGCUCUUCGUUUCAGACGACACACAGCACACCUGACCACAUCGUUGACCCCGUUGACCUUUAUAGACGUGAGGUUUUUAUAGCGGGUAAUUCACCAACAAAGCUGGACAGUGAUGUGCUUCUAGCGUUGAAUAAUGUGGAGAUUGACCCAAACUCAUAUCCCAGUGUCGUCAAAUGGAAGAGCAAGAUUUUGUCCUAUCCUUCAUCGCAAAGACAAAGCUGGCCGGCGACUUCAUUGACGAUCAGAGACACUGAGAGCCGGAGCUCGCCGUCCGUUAGACCCGACCGGUUAAAUGUCUCGCCCAAAUUCAGAAGUCCGGGUCACUUUAACUCUGAGCAGUUUGUGUUCAGCUCUCCAAGCAGGUCAUACAGACACGUGUAACCAGAACUUACUGUCUAUAAACACUCGUAUGUUAAGUGGAUUUAGCACUUGAGUUGAAGUCGCUUUAUUGUAUUUAUUUUAUGCUAUUUUUAUUUUUGCACAGCAGUUGUAUUGCUUUUAUUAAUUACAUUAAUAAUUUUUUAAUAUAGUAAUUAUUAAUUUACAUUUAAGUUACUUUCUAAAACACUUUUCCGCUCGAAUUCAAAAGAAUGUCUAUAUUUCUUUCACGUUCAUUGUUAUAUGCAUGUCACACACUCAUCACCUCAUGUAUUCUACAUAAAUAAUAUUUUAGAAAUAAGCAUGACCCUAAAAUGUGCUUAAAAGUCAGAAACUGUAAUCUGAUCACACUAAUUUUAAAUGUAAUGCAUUACACUACUUUUUUACUUAAAAGUCAUUAUAUUACAGUAAUUUAUGUGACCUUAAAUUGAAGAUCUUUGUUAUGAAAUGGUCAGAGGAGGUGACAUGAGCCAUUCAAAGUAUUUUUUUGAAGUUAAUUGAAUUGCAUAACUCUUUUAUUUCAUUUAUGCUUUCCUUUAUUUUGUGAUGUUAGUCAUAAAUUGGCAAGCAUAACAAGUCCACCCUGUUAUGGAAAAAUAUGUUGGGGAAAUAAAUGUAAUUUUUACAUUUCAACAUUCAAAAUCAUCAAUAUAAGUUUACAAAUAUGUUUACUAGAUAUCAUUCAGCUAAUUUACCCAUUGAAUUUCCACGCUGAUCCUGCCCUGGACAUAUUCCUUUUCCACGUCAUUUAGCUUGACCGGUAUGACUUAUAAAAUCUUUAACAUGUCCCUUUAAUGAUGAAAUGUAAAGAUACUUUAUUUUAAGUAUAUUUCAUUUUUCAAAAGAUGAAAUGACACCAAAUAAGUGAUUACUAAUGACACAGAUGACAAGGCCGAGAUCCAAAAAAGGAAGGGAGCUCCAAACUACCAGCAAAUAGUCCCUACCUAACCGUGUGUGGAAGUGUCGCGCCUUUCGGAGUUGGCCCAACCCCCUUCUGGAGUAACCCCACUCCUUACGGAGUUACCCCGCCCUCUUUUGGAGUUUACACCCCCAUUGGAGAUGUUCGGGCUACUUGGGUCUUUUAGAGCUCCAUUAUGUUCUUAGAUUAACCUCCUGAGACCCUGCGUCCACAUGCGUGGACAUUACGUUUUGGCUUUGCUAUAGGCUAUGCAUAAUUUAAUUUAAUUUAAACCAACUGCUCUCAGUUCAGGAGACUCUGAGCUGUCAGUAAAGGGUUAAACUUUCGAUGCACGAGUCAUGUGACCAAACAACAUGGCGCUGAUCACAGCGGAGUUUGCAUUUGGUUGAAACGUCAACAAAACUACAUCUGGUAAGAAACCUCAUUAAGUUUUUACAUUGAAACCUGUUUGAGCCAAAAGAUUAGAGUCUCUAGUUUCAUCCGAUAUAAUUUUUUUUUAAUUUAGGCUAUUUAUCGCGAAACGGCAGGCUGAUAAACACAAUGACCACGUAUGUGGACUAUAGACUCAUUUUCUUUUAAAAUAUCCUAUAUUUACUGUACAUUAUCACAUUGAGAAUAAAUGGAUUCAUCUAAAAGCUGAAAA